CUGUUAACGGUUGAUUUAUUUGAAUGUGCAUCAAAAGCUGUGUUGGCUGAGAGGCAUUAAAUCCACAUUGCUCUGUCACAGUGAGAUUUGCCGCAAUCACACAACGGUUUACCACUAGGUGGCGUAAAGCUUCAUGGACGCAUGGGAAAUGCUUAGUUUUACGUUUGAACCUCCUGCGCCACCGUAGCCACGUACAAAACAGCGGGCGCGUACGUACAGCUAAGCUAACUUCAGCAAUUAGAAUAAUAAAGAUACAUUUUUAAGUAUUAGAAAGUGGGUGUUUCAAUGGAAAGUGCUAAAUACGUGUCUCAGAAAAUCAGCAAGACGAGAUGGCGUCCAGUGUCGUAUUCGUCUUUGCAGCAGCCCGAUAUAUUUGCGACUGGAUCGUGGGACAACGAGGAGAACAAGGUCUCUGUUUGGUCUAUUGGGAAUGCAGGCAGUUCUGGUCUGGAAGAUGGAUUUGAAGGAGACCCGCAGCUCAUCUGUGAACAUAAGUACGACGGGGAUGUUCUUGACCUCCAGUUUUUGGACCAAGAGAGAAUCGUCACAGUAUCGUCUACAGGAGCAGUUACCAUCUUCCGCCAGGAUCACAACAGUCAGACAAUGUCCAUUUGUAAGCAUUGGGCGAGAGCCCACCAUUACCCGUGUGACAACGCUCCCAGCACUGGAGUCGCCUGCAACAGUCCUGAAAUUGUAACGGUCGGUGAGGACGGGAGGAUUAUUGUGUUCAGAGCUGACCAGGAAGGAGUGGUUCGAGUUAUUGAGAAUGCAGACAGCAGCACGCUUCAUGCUGUGACUUACCUGAGGACAACAGAAGUCUUGACGGUGAACUCCAUCGGCCAGCUGAAGCUGUGGGAUUUGAGGCAGCAGGGCAACUCGCCAUCACAGAUCCUAUCUUUGUCGAGAGAUCGAGUGCCUCUAUACUGUGUUGACAGACAUCCAAACCAGCAGCACAUCGUGGCUACAGGAGGCCAGGAUGGAAUGCUCUGCGUCUGGGACGUGAGACAAGGCAACAUGCCCUUCUCUCUCAUGGAGGCACACUCAGCUGAAAUGUGGGAGGUUCACUUCCACCCGACGAACCCCGAUCACCUGUUCACCUGUUCAGAGGAUGGAUCACUGCUGCACUGGGAGACUUCCUCCCCGUCCGAAAUGCCCUCCUUUUUACAAGGCGGCAGGAACAACAGCAUGACGUCCCGCAGCGCCAUGGCGCCCGCCGGAGGUAACCAGUCCAUCAUCAGCGCCUGGCUCCAUGGAGACUCCAGUAAAUCCCGGCUGGAGACGACGCACAUGCUGCCCAGCCAGACGCUGUCUGUGAACAGCUUGGACGUGCUCGGCCAGUGUCUGGUCUGUGGGACUGACGGAGAGGCAAUUUUUGUAAACAGACAGGUCCCAGUUUAACAGAGCUGUGUGUGUGUGUGUGCAAAAAAAUAUAUGUUUUCAUCAUUUCAGGCACAACAGAGCCUGGAGUUCAUUUAUUGUCUCUCUGUUAUUGUAUUUUCAUAAUAAAAGUUGACAAAACACUGGAAGAGACCCUUUUCUUAAUUAGUAUGCAUGGCAAAUUUACAUUUGCAGUGUUUGAUUAUUAUAAAUUAAAAAAAUUUGCACACCAUUUCAAAGAGAAAUACAUUUCGUACAGAUACGUUUUAAAAAUGAGUAAAUAAAGUUGCAAACAUUUUGAAUUAUUCUUAUCUUUACCUCCAUGGUUGAUUUCCAUUAAAUCAUGACUGUCAGAUUUAUUAUGUUAGUAAAGAUACAAAAUACUCCUGUUACUUAAAUAAUUUGUUUUAACAAGAUCCAGGUAUAAAGAUGGUGAUGUGAGUGGAAAAGUUAGAAAAACAAAAUCAAGAAUUGGCUAAAUUUAUCAAAUUUCACCUUUUAAAACAGCAAUUUUUGUUUUUUCUGAUCACACAAAAAAUAAAGAGCAAU
Poeciliopsis prolifica (blackstripe livebearer) is the source of this 1926-nucleotide messenger RNA. It is a transcript of the gene nup43, whose product is annotated as nucleoporin 43. NCBI's taxonomy places the organism in Eukaryota, Metazoa, Chordata, Actinopteri, Cyprinodontiformes, Poeciliidae. The transcript is spliced from 8 exons. Bases 286 to 1398 code for a protein of 370 amino acids. Gene Ontology annotation, molecular function: protein binding. The record is from RefSeq and is a predicted model, not a curated record. Gene Ontology annotation, cellular component: nuclear pore outer ring.